UAGACGCGUUAGAGUAGGCAGGGGAGAAAGAGAGCGAGGAAGAGAAAGCGAGAGGAGGAGGAACGGGUAGAUAAGGAAUAAAGGUGUAACCCAAUCUACUGACACAAUCAAGGGAGGGCUUUUUCCCCCCUUAUCUUUAUUUCUAAAUGAUUUCAUGGGGCUUUGGCGUUUAUUCUAAGCAGAGCGAGCAGGGAGCCAUUCACUGUUUCUGACGCGUAAGGUUGCCCCUACACGCCUUUGGGCAUCACCGCUGAUGCAGGAUGAUAGGAUUAAUUGUAUAGCGUAAAUCUGUGACAAAGUAUUCUUGCGAUCCACAGUGAAGAAAGAGGAGGAGGAGGCAAACUAUGAUCCGAGGAUGAUUUCUGCUAAGAAAACUCCGGAGAAGAGUCGUUAUCCUAUCCACUAUCUGGUGUGGCACAACAAACACCGACAACUGGAGAAGGAGCUUGCAAGGAACGAGCAGACCGAUUUAGAGUCUCUGGACCCUCGCGGUCGUACUCCUCUUCACCUCGCUGUCACGCUGGGCCACCUGGACUGCGCCAGGGUCCUGCUGCAGCACGGCGCUGACGUUAGCAAGGAGAACCGCAACGGAUGGACAGUUCUUCAGGAGGCGGUGAGUACCAGAGAUCCGGAGCUGGUGCGUCUCGUGCUUCGUUACCGUGACUACCAGAGGACUGCCAAGAGACUGGCGGGCAUCCCCGUCCUGCUGGAGCGACUGCGCCAACAGGCCCAAGACUUCUAUGUGGAGAUGAAAUGGGAGUUUACCAGCUGGGUGCCCCUGGUGUCUCGCAUCUGCCCCAGUGACACAUACAGAGUUUGGAAGAGUGGUCAGUGUCUCCGUGUUGACACCACCCUGAUGGGAUUUGAACAGAUGACCUGGCAGAGAGGAAACCGGAGCUUCAUUUUCAAGGGACAGGACUCCAGCGCAGAGGUGAUGGAGGUCGACCACGACAGGCAGCUGGUGUUCCGUGAGACCUUGUGCGUGUCAUCCCUCACAGCGCUCUCGCCGGGCAGGGGGAAGGGUGGUGCCUGCAGCAGCACCACAGCUGGGUUGGGCCUUCUGGGAGUAAUGCAGCCCACUGACGAGCAGGUAGCGGCCCGGCUGUCUGCCCCAGUGGUGACCACGCAGCUGGACACCCGCAACAUCGCGUUCGAGAGGAACAAGACGGGCAUCCUGGGAUGGAGGAGCGAGAAGACCGAGACGGUGAAUGGAUAUGAAGCAAAGGUGUAUGCAGCAUCCAAUGUUGAGCUGAUUACCAGGACCAGAACCGACCAUCUGUCAGACCAGAACAAGAACAAGAUAAAAGGUGGGAAGACUCCACUGCAGAACUUCCUCGGGAUUGCAGAACAGCACAUGGGGCCUAAUAACGGGGCUCUGGUGACCCAGAUGUCGUCCCCCGUGGUGACAAACCCCGCUGCGCUGACCGCCGAGGAAUACUUCAACCCCAGCUCGACGACCACUCAGAGGGAUAUCGGCCACCCGUGCCAGCUCACAACCAAGACGCAGAGGUUUAAAGCUAAGUUGUGGCUGUGUGAGUCCCACCCUCUUUCCCUGGCAGAACAAGUGGUGCCUAUCAUCGAUCUCAUGGCGAUCUCGAACGCCCUGUUCGCUAAGCUGCGUGACUUCAUCACUCUGCGUUUGCCGCCUGGCUUCCCUGUCAAGAUUGAGAUCCCUCUCUACCACAUCCUGAAUGCCAGGAUCACCUUUAGUAACCUGAAUGGCUGUGAGGAGGGAGCCGGUGUCCGUGCUGACAACGAAGUGGUGGUGGAGGGCGAAAGACAGAGGGACACCCCGAGGACAGACACCCCUUCUCCGGGCAGCGACUCGUCCAGCGUCUCCAGCUCUAGUUCCACCAUGUCCUGUCGAGCCAGUGAGAUUCCCCCGUGUGUGUUUGAGGCCCCACCUGGAUACACCAUGCUAGGAGGCAAACAGAGAGACAGCAUGAGGGAGGAGGAGGAGGAUCUGCUGCAGUUUGCCAUACAGCAGAGCCUUCUGGAGGCUGGCUCCGAAUACGAUCAGGUGACCAUCUGGGAGGCGCUGACCAACAGCAAGCCGGGGACUCACCCUCUGUCCUGCGACCCGAGUCGUGUCGAGAGCACCCCCCAGCACAAGCCCCGCCCCCCCACCAGCCUUUGCUCCACCCCCUCCAAGAAGAAGCCGACCACCUGCAGCUAUGACGAGCAGCUGCGUAUCGCCAUGGAGAUCUCAGCCCGGGAGCAGCAGGAGGCAGAGCUUCGGCAGCAGCAGGAGGAGGAGGAGCUGCAGCGCAUCAUCCAGCUGUCACUCAUGGAGAAAUGAGCCCCUCACCCCACACCCUCCCUCUGAACCAGGCGGUCCUGCCAGGGUGGGGGGUUUGGACUGAGGGGAGGUGGGUGGAAAAGGGCAGGUGUCCGCUUAAAAUCUUGGAAAUUUAAAAAGAAAACCAUCUUAGAGGUAACAUCUGACCUGGCCGUCCCUCCCCUCGCCUCAGCCAGACCCUUUUCCCAUGAAGCCAUGAGGUGGUUGCGUCUGCCCGGCUUCACAAAGCCAGAGACGGACGCACGCCUGGUCUCUCUUCUGCCACAUUGGCACUUUCUCAACAAGUGCCAGUUUACAACCAACGACACAUCCGGUACAGUUUAACAGGAACUCCGUCUCGAAUUAAUGAUUUCUUGGGGGGUGUUUUGCAAGGGUGCGUGUUUGUCUGUGCGUGUGUGUGUGUGCGUUUAAAACAAACCAGCUCAACGCACAGAAGGUCAAUAAGGUCAACUAAACAGUUCCCCUAAAUGUAGUGUGUCAGGCCAACUCACUGCUCCAGCACCUAAUGCACACUCACCCCACGCUCCCGUCACCACUGAGCGCGUGUGGUUUUCAGUUCUGACUGCAUCGAAGAGCGCAGCGGCGUGGAGAACGCCUUCCUCAUUUGAAGGCCGAUAAAUAAUCAGACUUCCUCAGUUUUUAAUGAAAAUUUUUAAAAUGAUGGACUAAUGUGUUUCUUCUUCUUCUCUUUUUUUUUUUUUGAUUUGCACAAAAUCCAGAUGUACUGUACUUGUGGGUGAAGCACAUAUAUGACUGUUAAUGGAUGUUUGAGUUUGAGCACAAAGUUUAAAACAAAAAAAGAAACCCAGGCCGGGGUCUAGUUUUAAACCCUGACGCCGGGCUUUGCAAGGAGCACAGUAAUGAUGAGACUCCCAGAUGAACACUAGGUGUGUACUAACUAUACUGUAUGUGAAGUAGAGCAUUUAUUAAUAAAAACAGUAACAGGAAUAAAGGUUUGUAUGUGGAUCGUGGGUUAGAGAAGAGUUUUCUCUGUAAAUUUGCUUUUUCUCACCUUACAUGAGCUGAUGGUUGUUUGUUUUUGUUUUUUUGUGAGUGUGUUUCUGUGCAUUAUAAUAUUUCAGCAUGGUCUGCACCCAAUGAAAGGGGUGGGGGUCUAUUGUGACUUACGGCAAGUUUCACUGAGCAAAAGUUUUUUUUAAAAGCUGAAAACUAAAAUCCAGUGUAAAAUCACCCCUCAAAUUUUUUCUUAGAAAUUGGCAGGGUGCAAAUGUAGAUGAGCUCUGAGGGACUUGUUUUGUUUUUGUGUGGAGGAUGACGAGAGCAGGGACACCUUAUGCUCUGUUUUUUUUUUUUUAAUUAAGUGAGAAAUGUAAAACUUUCAGCAUCAGCACAAACUGAGGAUACCACCUUCUCUUUUCCUUCUGUAAUUCAUGGUUCUAAGCUUUCCCGGUUGGGUUAAGAAGUUAAAAAAAUGCUCCUUUUGUUUUUUACUUUUUGAAAAAAUGUUGCAAAACGUUAAAAAAAGCACGGUGUUUUCAUGACGUAUGCUGGGAAGUGAAUUGACAUGAUUUAAAUAAAGGAAAAUCUUUUUUUUUUGGAGAGCAAUGUAGAAAUGUGUUAUUUGAUUUUUUUUUCCUUAAGCCUUUCAAAUGCUCUGUAAAUCCCUUCACCACCCCCCAAACCACACACACGCGCGCUACAGUUCUUCCACUGUUAAGUUCGUUUCCGUGGUCCUCUCCAGUGGAGGACAGUGACAAAAGCAAUUUAUUUCACACGAGAUUGGGGAAUGCUGCGGCGUCUGUCAGCACCAGAGAGAGCUCAUCCGUUUUUAGCAGCUGCCACCUUCAUCAUCGUCCCUGUGACAUGGAUUCCCAGAGCUGAAGAAGUCUGAUCCAACUGGGUUGUUUUUUUUUUUUUGUUGUUUGGCUGAAGUUAUUUUAGGCUUACAAGGGAGAAAAAAAGGGGAGCAGAUUAGAGGCUGUAAAACCUCCAAGAAACAGCACUCAGGACAGAGAAAAAAAGGACGAACCAGCAGUGCGCAUUAUGAAAAAUACCAGGACUGUGGAAGGUACCGAGCUGCAAGCCUAUGUGAAACGAAUUUGCAAAGAGCUGCUGAUAUAAGUCGCGUUCAGAGCAUCAGUAUGCAAAGAGGAAGGAUGCCAAUCUCAGCCUUUCUCCUCUUCUGCUCCACUGAUUUUUAUUCCCUCUCCUCAUGAUAAACACACACACACACACACACACACACAUAUUUUAUUUGAAAAUCCUUCUGCUGUGUCUGCUGAGGUGGAUUUAAUUGGUGAAAACGUCAGGGGAUCUCAGCUUUUCCUCUUGAUUCACUUAAACCACCAAAGAGUCUUUUGGUCUUCAUAUAUGGAGCCUGUGAGUUUUGAUGUCUUAGUUAUCUCCAGCCUCUCUUUUUUUAAAAGCAGAUUCAGUCCUUUAAUGUCAGUCUGUGCCUCGUGUCUGCGUGUGGGUCUCUCAGCAGGGGCUCCGGUGGCCUACAUCUCAGUAUUUAAUUACCCACAUGAAACAGUAGGUAAAAUGUCAGCCUGAAAUAAGCUGCGCUGAACACUGAUGGAGAUCAUUUCCCACUGGAGUUGGCACCGACGUGCUUAAAAGAUCGGUUAGUUGUAGUUAAAAACGAGAGGUAAAAUGUAUUUCUAUUAAGGAUGUGCUUUUCAGUCAUUCGAAAAGAGAAGCUUGGUAGUGGCAAUACCCGAUGUCAUGAAAUCCAGUUUUAGUGCGUG
Maylandia zebra (zebra mbuna) is the source of this 5007-nucleotide messenger RNA. NCBI's taxonomy places the organism in Eukaryota, Metazoa, Chordata, Actinopteri, Cichliformes, Cichlidae. The record is from RefSeq and is a predicted model, not a curated record.